AUGGACAGGCACAUUGAGAUGUCCUACUGCCGGUUCGAGGCCUUCAAGAUGUUCGCUAAGAGCUAUCUAGACAUCACUGAGCAUUCACUAUUCGGUGAAAUCGGGAAACUGCUCGAUGAGAUCGACACAACUCCGGCAGACGUGGCUGAUAACCUCAUGCCGCGGGGCAAGAGGAACGGUGAAAUCGAUCGAUUGCUCGAUGAGAUGAAUGGGGCACCGGCAGACGUGGCCGGUAAGCUCAUGCUGCGGGUCAAGAGGAGGAGAGAAGCAGAUGACUGCUUGGCAGGUUUAGUGGAAACACUGAAGAAGGCUAAGAUGAAAUCUGCAGCACCUCCUAUGGAUUCAAUGGAAGAGGCGAAAGAGGAAUAA
Messenger RNA from Miscanthus lutarioriparius, 369 nucleotides. The record is from the annotation of a GenBank genome assembly. NCBI's taxonomy places the organism in Eukaryota, Viridiplantae, Streptophyta, Magnoliopsida, Poales, Poaceae.